Chaetura pelagica (chimney swift) is the source of this 1173-nucleotide messenger RNA. RefSeq names its product acyl-CoA dehydrogenase family, member 8 (gene ACAD8). The coding region runs from base 1 to 1173 and encodes 390 amino acids. Gene Ontology annotation, biological process: lipid metabolic process. The transcript is spliced from 11 exons. The record is from RefSeq and is a predicted model, not a curated record. NCBI's taxonomy places the organism in Eukaryota, Metazoa, Chordata, Aves, Apodiformes, Apodidae. Gene Ontology annotation, molecular function: flavin adenine dinucleotide binding; acyl-CoA dehydrogenase activity.
AUGGUCUCUGCAGCAGAGCCCCUGAACUCUUUGUCAUCCACCGGCCUGACUGAGGAGCAGAAGGAAUUCCAAAAAGUUGCCCUUGAUUUUGCUGCCAAGGAAAUGGCUCCUCACAUGGCUGAGUGGGAUGAAAAGGAAAUAUUCCCUGUGGAAACAAUGCGGAAGGCAGCCCAGCUGGGAUUUGGAGGGAUCUAUGUGAAACCAGACGUCGGUGGCUCUGGAUUGUCACGACUUGAUACCUCCGUCAUCUUUGAAGCUUUAUCAACAGGAUGUACCAGCACCACUGCUUAUAUGAGCAUCCACAACAUGUGUGUUUGGAUGAUUGACACCUUUGGCAAUGAGGAACAGAGGCACAAGUUCUGCCCAUCUCUCUGUAGCAUGGAGAAGUUUGCUUCUUACUGCCUGACUGAGCCAGGGAGUGGGAGUGAUGCAGCUUCCCUGCUGACCACAGCUCAGAGGAAAGGGGACACCUAUGUCCUGAAUGGCUCCAAGGCCUUCAUCAGUGGGGGAGGUGACACUGAUGUCUACGUGGUUAUGUGUCGCACGGGAGGCCCAGGCCCCAAGGGCAUAUCCUGCCUGGUGGUAGAGAAGGGGACACCAGGGCUCAGCUUUGGCAAGAAAGAGAGGAAGGUGGGCUGGAAUUCCCAGCCAACUCGGGCUGUGAUCUUUGAGGACUGUGUUGUUCCUGUUGGCAACCGGCUGGGAGCUGAAGGGCAGGGCUUCAGCAUUGCCAUGAAGGGACUGAAUGGAGGCAGGAUAAACAUUGCAUCGUGUUCGUUAGGAGCUGCUCACGCCUCUGUUCUCCUGGCUCAGGAACAUCUCACUGUCCGCAAACAGUUUGGAGAACCCUUGGCAAACAACCAGUUCCUGCAGUUCAGGCUGGCGGAGAUGGCGACGCGCCUGGUGGCCGCCCGGCUGAUGGUUCGCAGCGCGGCGCGGGCUCUGCAGGAGGGCCGGGAGGACGCGGCCGUGCUCUGCUCCAUGGCCAAGCUCUUUGCUACCGAUGAGUGCUUCAUGAUCUGUAACCAGGCUCUGCAGAUGCACGGGGGCUAUGGCUACCUGAAGGAUUAUGCAGUGCAGCAGUUUGUGCGAGACACCCGAGUCCACCAGAUCCUGGAAGGUACCAAUGAGGUGAUGCGGAUGAUAGUUGCCAGGAACCUGCUGCAGGGCUGA